AUGCCUCCCAACCACGGCCUAGUCCACGCCAAAGAGUACGACAUCAAGGACAGCAACGUCGAGCUCAUCGGGAGCGACAUUGACCACCGCGUCAAACACAAGUCGGCCGCGACGGAGCCGGCCUGGAACGACGGCGCGGUCGGCACCAAGCCCGGCCUGCGCGUCUGGCGCAUCGAGCAGUUCCAGGUCGUGCCCUGGCCCGAAGACCAGUACGGCCAGUUCUACGACGGCGACAGCUUCAUCGUCCUGCACUCGUACCCGCUCGGCAAGGCGUCAUCGUCGUCGGCCAAGCUCGGCCACGACAUCUUCUUCUGGCUGGGCAGCCACACGACGCAGGACGAGGCCGGCACCGCCGCCUACAAGACGGUCGAGCUGGACGAGUUCCUCUCCGGCGCGGCCACGCAGCACCGCGAGGUGCAGACCGCGCCGUCGGCCGAGUUCCUCUCGCUGUUCCCGCGCCUCACCAUCCGGUCGGGCGGCGCGCGCACCGGCUUCCGCCACGUCGAGCCGCAGGCCGCCCGCGCGCCCGUCCGCACCCUGCUGCGCGUCUUCAAGAGCCCCUCCGGCGGCCUCGUCGUGCACGAGGUCGAUCCCGCCGUCGGCAGCCUGGACGACGGCGACGUCUUCGUCCUCGACGUCGGCGACAAGAUCUGGGUCUGGCAGGGCCGGCGCUGCAGCCCCGCGGAAAAGGCCAAGGCCGCCCAGGUCGUCCACGACAUGACCCUCGCCAAGCACAUUGACGUCGAGGUCGUUGCGCAGGCCGAGGCGCGAUCCCGCCGCGUCACGGAGCUCCUCGGCGGCGGUGGCGGCGACGACACGCCCCGGGACGGCUUCAGCCAACGCCGCCCGAUGGGCGCGGCGGCCGGCGAGGCUGCCGACCGUUCGGCGAGGCUGUUCCGUCUCAGCGACGCCAGCGGCCGGCUGACCUUUGAGCUGGCCGGGGACGGAGGCCGCAUCUCACUGGGGGACCUCGACGGCAACGACGUGUUCCUGCUGGAUGAUGGCGGCAGGGGCGUCUGGGUAUGGGAGGGCGCCGGUGCGAGCCGGGGAGAGAAGGCGGCGUGGCUGUCUGUUGCGCAGGCGUACAUUCGCCAUCUUCAGAGCGGCGAUCCUGAUGCCGCGCAUCACCUGGUGCCUCUGGCCAAGGUGAGGCAGGGCAACGAGAGCAGAGCCUUCUUGAGGGCUAUAGAGGCGUGCUAG
Molecule: messenger RNA, 1200 nt
Organism: Metarhizium brunneum ARSEF 3297
Lineage: Eukaryota; Fungi; Ascomycota; Sordariomycetes; Hypocreales; Clavicipitaceae
Gene: AM
Product: Gelsolin-like protein 1
Biological process (GO): actin filament severing; barbed-end actin filament capping
Molecular function (GO): actin filament binding; phosphatidylinositol-4,5-bisphosphate binding
Source: RefSeq, a predicted model, not a curated record